CGUUGCACUCAAUGAAAGAGCCAGACGGGUCAUGCGUGAUGACGUCAUCACGCACGUCCGAAGCCUCCGUCUUGCCUAGCGCGAGGCGAUUGUUGGAUCAGCGAGUUACGCGCCGAGCUUCUUGAGACCGCUGUGAGCUCGACAAGCGGACGGGCGUGUGGCGGGCUGUCUCGGCAAUGCACCAAACCUCACCGCGCAUCAGCGUCCAGUUUGCUGAACACAGCGCCUUCAACAAACAGCGAGAGGGUGGACCGACACUCCAUCUCAUCUCGUUGACCGUGCUUUGAGGGGUUGUGUGUGUGCGACCUUCAAAGUCACCUAAUCGUAGAUCGGUCGACUAGCAUGGAGCAUUCCGCUGAGCAGAAGGACAGCGGCGAUCAAAAGAGCUCCGCUUCUCAAGUCCUGGGCUCAUCCGCAGCCAACGCCCUUGACCUGGAGAUGGCCAUGUGGGAUUACGAAGCGCAAUGGGACACGCCCGGUACCACGGGCUUCCAGACCGAUUCCUUGAGCCGGAAGAGAAAGUGCGCAAAUACUGACAAGGAGGAUCCAGCGGCGACACCGUCGAAAAAACUGAAGGAUGACGCCAAUGCUAAUCAGGAUUUCUUUGUGAACCUUUGGCCGGAUGAACUGGAGUUAGACGUUUAUCCCCCAGGGAGCGAAAAAAAGCGACACUGGGCAGAGGUUAGGAAUCUCUUGUCGUGCCCGAUGUGCCGAUUCCGCACGACCGAAGAGGACGAGCUGGAGAUGCACUUGAAGAGCAAGCCACACUGCGAGUCGAUGAGGAUCGUCGAUGAAUCCUUCGGCGAGAGCCCCAUGGCCCUCCGUCUCCUCAGGGAAUUGAUGAAAGCUCGAAAUGAGAAACGUAAGCAGAGGAUGCGAUUGAGGGAGGAGGGUGCCUGGGGAAGUACGAUGGAACCGACCGUGAAUAUUCCCUGCGAUCCUGAUAAAGCACGGCUAAAAUUGGAUGAUGAUAUGGAGGUUAAAGACAUGAUUCGGUGUCACGCCUGCAACACCUAUUUGGUUAACGAUUCUAAAAUCCUGAAUGAGCACAUGGCUUCGAAUACACACGUACUCCAGAAACAGAAUUACUUGGAAGAAAGAAAAGAAGUUGCCAUACACGCUGCCAAGUGCAUCCUCUCCCAGCCGAAGAAUAUCCAAUUGUUUGAGAAGUACAAAGAGGCCCUCUAUGAGAAAGAGAUGGAACAGAUGAAGAGGGAAGAGGAGGAACUCUUGCGGAAAUUUAAAGAGAGCGUCGGAGCGAGUGUCGAGUCGAGCAAGGCCCAGUCGGGCGCCCUGCAGGCAGCAGAGAGAGCGCCGGAGGGCCCCAAACGGGCUGGACUGGCAAGCAAACCGGCCGGCAACACGAAGGUGGUGGCUCAGAAGGGCAAGAAAGCGAUCGCCGAAGCGGGCAGCGUGGUGGCAGUGGUAACCAAGAAAGUGGUUAAUGUCGCUGCCAAGACAGCCAUGGGCACACGUAAGGCUGUUCCACCAGUCAAGGCUGCUGCACCAGUCAAGGCUGUUACACCACCUAAGGCUGUUGCAACAGGAAAGGCUGUUGCCCGAGUUAAGGCUGUUGGAGCAGUUCAGGCUGUUGCACCACCUAAGGCUGUUGUUGCAACAGGAAAGGCUGUUGUUGCAACACCUAAGGCUGUUGCAACACCUAAGGCUGUUGUUGCAACACCUAAGGCUGUUGUUGCAACACCUAAGGCUGUUGUUGCAACACCUAAGGCUGUUGUUGCAACACCUAAGGCUGUUGUUGCAACACCUAAGGCUGUUGUUGCAACACCUAAGGCUGUUGUUGCAACACCUAAGGCUGUUGUUGCAACACCUAAGGCUGUUGUUGCAACACCUAAGGCUGUUGUUGCAACACCUAAGGCUGUUGUUGCAACACCUAAGGCUGUUGUUGCAACACCUAAGGCUGUUGUUGCAACACCUAAGGCUGUUGUUGCAACACCUAAGGCUGUUGUUGCAACACCUAAGGCUGCUGUUGCAACACCUAAGGCUGCUGUUGCAACACCUAAGGCUGCUGUUGCAACACCUAAGGCUGUUGUUGCAACACCUAAGGCUGCUGUUGCAACACCUCAGCCUGUUGUUGCAACACCCAAGGCUGUUGUUGCAACACCUAAGGCUGCUGUUGCAACACCUCAGCCUGUUGUUGCAACACCCAAGGCUGUUGUUGCAACACCUCAGGCUGUUGUUGCAACACCUAAGGCUGCUGUUGCAACACCUCAGCCUGUUGUUGCAACACCCAAGGCUGUUGUUGCAACACCUAAGGCUGCUGUUGCAACACCUCAGCCUGUUGUUGCAACACCCAAGGCUGCUGUUGCAACACCUAAGGCUGCUGUUGCAACACCUCAGCCUGUUGUUGCAACACCCCAGGCUGUUGUUGCAACACCUCAGGCUGUUGUUGCAACACCUCAGCCUGUUGUUGCAACACCUCAGGCUGUUGUUGCAACACCUAAGGCUGUUGUUGCAACACCUAAGGCUGUUGCAAUACCUCAGGCUGUUGUUGCAACACCUCAGGUUGUUGCAACAGGAGGAGUAAUUGUUGCAAUGGGUAAGGCUACAGGUGUAACUGUAGCAGAAGACACGGCUGCUGGAGCAGGACAAGGCUGUUGCAACAGGAGGCAAGGGUAAGAAUAAAUCGGGAAGGGCGGUUAAAAAGAUUGGUAAGGUUGGAGAACAGAGUAGAAAUGUAGCGAAGAUAAGCGGAGCAGAAGGGCCACGUUUGGAUAAAUCUGCCGAUGGGGUUAAAGAUGCCAACGAGGCAGCGGAGGUUACGGGCAAUACUUUGGGACAC
Lethenteron reissneri (Far Eastern brook lamprey) is the source of this 2800-nucleotide messenger RNA. Its product is annotated as calphotin-like. Gene Ontology annotation, cellular component: nucleus. Gene Ontology annotation, molecular function: DNA binding. The record is from RefSeq and is a predicted model, not a curated record. Lineage: Eukaryota; Metazoa; Chordata; Hyperoartia; Petromyzontiformes; Petromyzontidae.